GUUUAUCUAAAACUCAGGUAAUAUGUCAUUAAUCUGUAAUGUAGAGUGAGUAAGUAAUUAGAACAAAGUUUGACAUGUUCUACAGUAAGUUACUACAGUGUGUUCCAGUAGAUUGCCCGGCGUCUCCUCAACAUGAAUGAAUGAAUCUUUCAGUCUCUGAACGCGGCUGAAUCGAGUGAAAAUGGGUGAUGAAUCAAAGCCAGUGGACGGAGAGGUGAAUGCUAAUAAAUAUUUCUCAAAAACAGCCGCGACUGAUGCUGAGGUGUCUUUUGAACAUCGAAGCGCACCGCCGGAAACGCGUUUAUAUAAAAAGAGAUGGGUCAUAGUGUUAUUAUUCAGCUCCUAUUCGCUGUGUAACUCCUAUCAAUGGAUUCAAUACGGAAUCAUCAACAAUAUCUUCAUGCGCUUCUACGGCGUGGACUCUUUCACCAUUGACUGGAUGUCCAUGAUUUACAUGUUGACGUACAUUCCGCUCAUUUUCCCCGUCUCGUGGCUCUUGGAUAAAAAAGGGCUGAGGGUCAUCGCGCUCGUGGCGGCGGCUCUGAAUUGCACUGGCACGUGGAUCAAGGUGGCCAGCGCGAGACCGGACCUUUUUCCGGUCACAUUCUUGGGUCAGUUCACGUGCUCAGUGGCUCAGGUGUUUAUCCUCGGGAUGCCCUCGCGCAUCGCGUCGGUGGGGUUCGGAUCUGAAGAAGUGUCCACUGCCUGCUCCAUCGGGGUCUUCGGAAAUCAGUUGGGGAUUGCCAUAGGCUUCCUAGUUCCACCAAUACUGGUUCCAAAUGUGGACAAUCUGGACGAGUUGGCGGCUCACAUCAGAGUCAUGUUCUACAUCACGGCGGGAGUGGCCACCUUCCUGUUUGUAUUGGUUGUCAUUGUGUUUCAGGAGCGUCCGGAGAUCCCUCCCACCCACGCUCAGGCCGCGGCUCGGCAGAUCUCUCCAGAGAACUACUCAUAUACAGCAUCCAUCCUCAGGCUGCUUCGCAACAAAGCCUUCAUCCUUCUCGUCAUCACUUACGGGCUGAAUGUUGGCUGUUUCUACGCUGUCAGUACGCUUCUCAACCGAAUGAUCAUUGAACACUAUCCUGGAGAGGAGGUGAACGCCGGCAGGAUCGGCCUCACCAUCGUGAUCGCUGGCAUGGUGGGAUCUCUCAUCUGUGGGAUCUGGUUAGACCGAUCUAAGACAUACAAACAAACGACUCUAGCCGUGUAUGUGAUGUCGCUUGUGGGUUUGGUGCUUUAUGCUUUUACCUUGGAUCUGGGUCACCUGUGGGUGGUCUUCAUCACAGCAGGAACCCUCGGGUUCUUCAUGACGGGUUACCUUCCCCUCGGUUUUGAGUUUGCUGUUGAAUUGACUUACCCAGAGUCUGAGGGGACGUCUUCAGGACUUCUGAACUGCUCAGCACAGGUAUUCGGGAUUAUAUUUACGAUCUGUCAGGGGAAAAUCAUGGACUCUUUUAAUACUCUGGCCGGAAAUCUCUUCCUGUGUGCCUUCCUGCUGAUAGGAACCAUCAUUACAGCCUGUAUUAAGUCUGAUCUGCGCAGACAGCUGGCAAACCAACAAGCACUGGCAGCCGCAGCAUUGGGCAGGUCAGACGUUCAGGAUCACAGUGGGACGUCUCUCCUCCCCUCCACACACAUGUGAUCAAUCAAUCACUGCCUGAUUUUAUUGCUCACUGUGGUUCAGGGCCCUGUGGAAGCGUCACCGGCACAAGCUUUUGAAGCCAAACUCUAAUGUGAUCACGCGACUGAUCAAUUAGUACAAUUAUCUUUUAUAGUUUUUUAUCCUGCCUUGAACUUUUAUACAUUUUUCCUUUGGGACUUUUGAAUCACGCUGUAUUGUGUGUGUGUGUGUGUGUGUUUGUGUGUGUGUGUGUGUGUGUGUGUGUUCAUUUGAACUGUAUUGAGUGUUUAUAUCAGCCAGGGACUGAUCAGGUGUUUGUUUGUUUUGUUGGUAUUGUGUGAUCAUUUGUUUACUUGAUCACUAAUCAUCUCAAGUAGGAGACAUUCAAAUUUUUUAACUAGUUUAUCAAAUGAUGAUUUAAAUUAUUGUUAACAUUUAAAAUUUCUUAUAUCUUCAAACAAUGUCUUAUUGUAAGUUUGAAAAAAAAAUCUACAAUGAAACCCAUAAGAAUGUGGAGCAUUUCAGUAUUGUUUGAACUUAAGAAUUGAAACCGAAGCUCAACACAGUUAAAUAUACUGUGUUGGUUUCAAUCUGUGCAAUAAGUACUGAAUAACUGUUUCUUUAUUUUUAUAUAGUUGUUUCGUUUUUUUUUACCCUAAUUGAAGCUCUCUAAAGACCAUCUGAAUAAAUUGUAAUAAAUAAAACAAAUCUAACAUCUAA
This is a messenger RNA of Sinocyclocheilus anshuiensis, 2341 nucleotides long. It is a transcript of the gene flvcr2b, whose product is annotated as FLVCR choline and putative heme transporter 2b. Gene Ontology annotation, biological process: transmembrane transport; heme export. Gene Ontology annotation, molecular function: heme binding; heme transmembrane transporter activity. The record is from RefSeq and is a predicted model, not a curated record. Gene Ontology annotation, cellular component: membrane. The coding region runs from base 182 to 1642 and encodes 486 amino acids. NCBI's taxonomy places the organism in Eukaryota, Metazoa, Chordata, Actinopteri, Cypriniformes, Cyprinidae. The transcript has 11 exons.